CGUUGCCACAGCCCAGGGAAAAGUGCUCCGUGAAGCGGCAGUGCCUCUCCGCCUCGCCUUUUCCUCCCGGACUCGGGUCGUGGCUCCGGCUCCGGCUCCGGCGCAAGCCGGUGGGGCGCGCGCUAGGGACCCCUCGGUGCCCGGGAGCGCAGGGCGCGGGGACCCGGGCGCGGGGAGGGGGCGAGGCCGGUGCCCGCGCCCGCACAUGGCCGGAGCCCCGCGCGCUCCCCGAGGCGCCGCGCCCAGCUCUCCAGAGGGCCGUCGGCUGCGCCCGGACGCCCCGCAGCCAGGCAGCGGCUGAGCGGGGACGCGCCCGCGCCCGGGGAUCGGGAUGUCCCUCCUCCUCGUCCUCUCGCUAGUUUCCUACUGUGUUGGAACCCUGGGAACUCACACUGAGAUCAAGCGAGUGGCAGAGGAAAAGGUCACUUUGCCCUGUCACCAUCAACUGGGGCUCCCUGAAACAGACACCCUGGAUAUCGAAUGGCUGCUCACUGAUAAUGAAGGGGGACAAAAAGAGGUGAUCACUUACUCCAGCCGUCGCGUCUAUAGUAACUUCUCUGAGGAGCAGAAGGGCCGAGUGGCCUUUGCGUCCAAUUUCCUGGCAGGAGAUGCGUCCCUGCAGAUCGAACCUCUGAAGCCCAGUGAUGAGGGCCGGUACACGUGCAAGGUGAAGAACUCAGGGCGCUACAUGUGGAGUUACGUCAUCUUAAAAGUCUUAGUGAGACCAUCCAAGCCCAAGUGUGAGCUGGAAGGAGAGCUGACCGAAGGAAGUGAUCUGACACUGCAGUGUGAGUCAUCCUCUGGCACAAAGCCUAUUGUGUAUUACUGGCAGCGAAUUCGAGAGAAAGAGGGUGAGGACGAGCAUCUGCCUCCCAGGGCUACGAUUGACUUCAACAACCCUGGCCGAGUUCUUCUGCACAACCUCACUAUGUCCUCUUCUGGGCUGUAUCAGUGCACAGCAGGCAAUGAGGCUGGGAAAGAAAGCUGUGUGGUGCGAGUGACAGUACAGUAUGUACACAGCAUCGGUAUGGUUGCCGGAGCAGUGACAGGCAUAGUGGCUGGAGCCCUGCUGAUAUUCCUCUUGGUGUGGCUGAUAAUCCGGAGGAAAGACAAAAAAAGAUAUGAGGAAGAAGAGAGACCUAAUGAAAUUCGAGAAGACGCUGAAGCCCCAAAGGCCCGCCUUGUGAAACCUAGCUCUUCUUCCUCAGGCUCCGGGAGCUCGCGCUCUGGCUCUUCUUCCACUCGCUCCACAGCAAAUAGUGCCUCACGUAGCCAGCGGACAAUGUCAACUGAAGCAGCACCCCAGCCAGGGCUGGCCACCCAGGCAUACAGCCUAGUGGGGCCAGAGGUGAGAUGCUCUGAACCAAAGAAAGUCCACCACGCUACCCUGACCAAAGCAGAAACCACCCCCAGCACAAUCCCCACCCAGAGCAGAGCCUUCCAAACUGUCUGAAUGAGAGUGGACUUGACUCCGUGAUUUGCUAGGAGUCAGGAUGUCAGGACUCUCCCAGCCACCGGAACUCUGCCCACUGGAACUGUCACCAGCCACACAACUCCCUGAGAGAAGAUAAAAGGUCAUUUGAGCAGCAGUGCACAUCACAUGGAACAGAUUCAGAUGAGCACUUUCCUUAUAUGAUACCAGACAAGCAGGAUAUAAACUGAUCAUUUCCAAAAAGGCAUCUCAUUGUGCUUCUAGACUGGAGUUGGGGAACAGGAGUGCAAAUCUAUUUGUUGAACAGGAGGUUCUAAGACUGGGGAAAAGGGAGGUGAACACACCUAAAAUUUCUCCUCUAGGAUGUUUUGUACCAGUGCUUCAAUUCACGAUGAUCAAGAAGCAAUGGGUGUUGUUCCUAAAUUUUCUAUGCAUUUCUGCAGACUACUGAAUUAUUGUGAUUACUCAGAUAGUCAAACGAAAUCCACAGCCUUAUAUUUUACCUGUUUGCACCAUAUACUGAGAUAAUUCUAAGAAACUCCCAGAAAGGAAACAUGUCUUUUUUUCUCACAUGACUUCAUCUGUCAUAAGGUUUGGAAAUAAAUUGCAAGAGGAGUGGAAAUAGUGGCAGAUGAAAAAGAAUGAUUUGAGCUUCUCCUUCAUCGAUUAUCAAUAUCCUGACUUAUACCGACUCCUGAAAUAAAAAAGUGGUCUAGAAUGUGUGACACAGGUCUAUGAAAAGCUUUGACAUUCAGAGAGCACUGCUACCAAUACAAGACAUAUUUUACUAGCACAACUGUGGAAUUUCCUCUCCAGUCAGAUGGCUCUGAGGAUUUCUGAGCUGGCUGUAUCUGGAGGAGGGAAGAAUUCAGUAGGUGUCACUUAACAAUGUCCUUAGAACAAAGUCCUCUAGGGAAAGUAAGAUCUAGGGGUGUUGAAAGAUACCAUACCACUAUCAUUUAUUCUUCCUGAAAACAUGUGAAACCAGAAUUUCAAGACUGACUAGACUAGAAAGGGAGAUUACAUCGUUUUUUUCAUAAUAUGUUAAGGAAUAUGAAGAAGUUCAGACUUGAAGAUUCCUCUAUUUCUUUCAUUUUAGAAGGAUAUGAACCUGGGACUUUUGAUGUUUCUAGACUUUAAUUAUCAAAAAGACCACAGAUUGCCAGGAUUUCAUAAUGGGUGUGCAAGUAUAUGCCAUAGUCAUUUCCUCCUGAGUGGCUGAAACGAGAAAUUCAGUAUUUUCCCAACUUCAACUUCUAAGAAUGCUAGAUCUGGGCUGAAAAGAAAGGAAACUAACAUUUAGGGGAGACAUACUUAAAAACAACUAGUGGAUGGCAGGACAAGGGCUUAACAUUUUAGCUGUCAGAAUCUUGGAGAGAACUGACUGAAAGAGCUGAUGCAGAAGAGUGUCUGACAAAAAGCAAGCAACAGACUCCAGUAUAUUAACCUGGUAUUUUAGUAAUUUUGACUACGUGGAUUCCUACAGCAAAGGCUGACCUUAAGCGGCCCUUUAAAGAAUUUAACACAAAUGUCAAUUGGUCACCAUCAAUCAGUAAUGCAGAAUAUUUUUUAAAAGGGCAGCAAGUUAGAGGAAGAAAAGUGAAUGCUGAAUAUGGUGAUGAAACAAGAAUCAGAGACUUACAAGGAAAAGGCUGAGCUGAGAUUUCGCCCCAUUGUCUCUGGUUUUUCAUUCCUACAUUUAAUUCUUGUAAUAAUGUCCUCAGAAUAUAGAUGCAUUCUCUUUCAAAGCACCUGAGUACUUACCUUAGGGAGGGAAGUUUUUAACUUUGGAGAGAAAAGUUCUUAGUGGUGCUGGGGAGCAAACCCAGGACCUCAUGCAUGCUAAGCUGAAAGUUUUAACCUAAGUUUUAUCUUCCUCUAAAAAAAGAAAAUAAAGAUAUUGAAGAAGUAACAAAAAGAAAUGUUUAUUUGGUUAAGACAACUGGCACAUUUGGAAUGCUUCUUUUAUUUGUAUUUCAUUGUUAAGUUAUAAAACCCCUUAGUCUUGGCUACAUUUUCUUUCUGCAAGUGUGGUAUCCAGGCAAUUUUUCUCUUGGGCUGUGUAAUUCUGAGAAUUUUUUUUUUUUGUCUUUUUUUCUUUUUUAUCAGUACCGGGGAUGGAACUCACGACUGCCUGCUUGCAAGGCAGGCACUUAUGCCGCUGAGCUAAAUCCCCAGCCCCCAUUCUGAGAAUUCUUAUUCCUAGAAUACCUGGCUAAAUGAGCACACUAUGGAAGGCUAUACCUGCUUUUGUUAUUCACUACCUUUGAACCUGAGGUUUCCUGUCUAUACCUUUGAAGAAAGGAAUAAAUCCCCAUUGCAUUAAAAGGUUAUCAAAAGACUGGCUGGUCCGAUGGCAGUGGGUUAUCAGAACUUAUUAACAUUAGUGUCACUAAAGUUGGUAUACCACCCCCCCACUGCUAAAUUUGACUGGCUUUAAAAAAAAAAGGUCAUCAAAAGACUAAAAUACCAUUAAAUGCCCAAAAUAUUUUGUCAAUGUAUUCACAAUGGAAAUCUGCAACAAAUACACAAAACAGAUACUAAGAGCUGAGAAAUCUAUGGAAUGAAAGAUUCUUAGAGAUAAGGUGCUGAAGUCUUAGCAAUUAUCCCUAGGUCCUCUCUAAAUCAGGCAUGUGAGUUCAGAUGAGAUUAGGCUCUGAAUUUGAGAUCAAAUUAAAGCCUCAACUGGUUCCAAACCACAUUCCACUAACUUUGCAAAUAAAUUGAUCUUUAAUAUGAAACAAACUAAAAAAGCAUAAAGUAACUAAAUGGUAGAAGAAAAACUGUAGGAAGACAAUACUGGAAUCAUGUGGAUGUUUAGAAGAUAAUUGCUUCAAUAAAACAUAUAAGCUAGAAACUUAAAAUCUGUAAAAUAAGGAAAUAUAUGUCUUUGUUGUUACAUUGGAAAAAAAUAAUUUUAGAAUUGCUGUCCCAAAGAUACACAUAUAACUUUGCCUCAUUUCUGGUAUUUAGUUAUUUAUGUUUCAAUUUUAAUUUUUAAAUUUCCUUGUAAUUGUGAUCAGGCAUCACAAAAAUCAAAUGUUAUAGAUGCAUCUGUAUCAGCAAUGAAAAAAUAAAUAAGUGAAGGUGAUACUGCA
Messenger RNA from Cavia porcellus (domestic guinea pig), 4530 nucleotides. It is a transcript of the gene Clmp, whose product is annotated as CXADR like membrane protein. The record is from RefSeq and is a predicted model, not a curated record. NCBI's taxonomy places the organism in Eukaryota, Metazoa, Chordata, Mammalia, Rodentia, Caviidae. Gene Ontology annotation, cellular component: membrane; cell surface; cytoplasmic microtubule. The transcript has 8 exons. The coding region runs from base 332 to 1453 and encodes 373 amino acids.